AGAGCGGACUCAGUCUAUAUGUAACCUUAUAGUGUGUGUCAGAGGAUCUUGUACCUAAAACUGUGGACUAAUAUACUACAGGUAAUUAAAAUGGGUGACUGCAGCUUUAACUCCACGGAAGUGAAUUUCCCAGAAGCCACGUCUGAUCUGGAAAGCGUCACAAAAUGGCUACGAUUCUGUAAGGCCGCUUACGUCGACAAAUGUGACAUGUACCACCUCCAUCCGCGUCUCUCUAACCUCUCCUUCUUCUUCAGCGAGGCGACGGAGGAGGACUGCUUGAACACCAAACAGCUAACGGCCUACUGCAUCUCCAUGAUCCUAAGUGUUCUGAUCAUCCUCGCAAAUAGUGUCAUCCUCGCUGCGUUUGUGUACGGCCGAAAUCGUCUGCUGAAGAGCUCCAAUAUCCCCAUCAUCAGUCUAGCACUCUCAGAUCUCCUGACAGGGAUUACCUUUCUUUAUACGUCUACAUGGAAUCUCAUCAUUUUGGAUGCUGGCUAUGACUUUGAUUUGAUGAAGAUUCAAUACUAUGCAAGCAUGCGUGCCAACUACUACCUGUGCUUAACUCUAGAUGGACCUGGUUUUGUUUUCGCUUGCAUGAUGUCCUCUGUUUUAAGUCUGGCCGUCAUUGCAUCAGAUCGCUACCUGGCGAUUUUCCAUUCUUAUCGCUAUCACUUCUGGAUCACUACCCCAAGAAUGGUGGUAGCAGUUAUAAUUAUCUGGUUAAUUUCUUUAAUAGUCAGUGUUCUUCCUUUGAUGGGUUGGAACAAUUGGAGUGGAACAUGCCAGUUGACUGACGUUAUGGAUUAUGACUAUCUCGUGCUGUGGAGCUCUAUUUGCUUUAUUUGUGGAUUUCUCAUUCUUUUCAUAUAUCUGAGGAUAUUUAUAGUGGCUAGGAAGCACAGUCGUCAGAUUCAGGCACAGGUGUCUUCUACAACUAACACCAGUGAAACCGUUCCACCAGAACCAAGGGUCAGCAAAGAUUUCACAACUGUGAAGCCUAGAAACAAUACCUCUAGUUCUCUUACAAGUUCAAAAUCCACUGUGGACUAUCUGGAAGAUAGUGGUUGCCAUGAUGUCACAGAGAUGCAUAAUAUGUCCACACAAGAAUCAAACACAAGUGAGCUACAGAACAAAAAGGAAUCCUUGGAGGAGAAUAUUGAUGAGAAAGAAGAUGCAGACAAAAAAGAAGCCGCAGCAAGGGCAGAAAAUGUAGAUCCAGGCACAAGCCAGGAAGACAGUAAAAAUAAAGACAAAGAUGUCAAUCAGACUGGUGAAUCAGACAGCAAGACAAAAGGGACAAAACAAGAGAAGAAGAGAUCAAGUGGUGCAACAGUGGUCUUCAUGGCUGAGACCAAAAACUCAUCAAAAUCGUCCAAGAAGCAAACCGACAAAAAAGGAUUUCAAAAACCGACCAUGAAGGCUGUACGGACCACAGCCAUGAUCCUGGGGGCUUUCUACCUAUGCUGGACCCCUUUGUUGGUGUACCUACUACUGAAAGUUCAGGAUCAGUUCCACAACCUCACACUGUAUUAUCUGUUUGUUGUGACACAGCUUAACUCUCUGUUUAACCCCCUCGUGUAUGGAUUCAGACAGAUGGAUAUAAAGAAUACACUCCACAGGAUGAGAACAUGUCAAAAGGCAUACUAACUCUGAGAACUUUAAUGAUCAGAACAUGUUUAUCUAAAAAGGAACAAUCUUUACUGAAAAACACAAAUGUGCUAGAACUUGGGCAUUGCAUGGUGCAUUUUAUCUUGGGCAUUUCAUGGUGCAUUUUAAAGUUCUCGUUGUUCCCUUUCAAAAUCGUGACAUAAAAUGAAGCAA
Molecule: messenger RNA, 1821 nt
Organism: Saccostrea cuccullata (small rock oyster)
Lineage: Eukaryota; Metazoa; Mollusca; Bivalvia; Ostreida; Ostreidae
Product: D(2) dopamine receptor A-like
Exons: 2
Coding region: 91-1647 (518 amino acids)
Biological process (GO): regulation of metabolic process; adenylate cyclase-activating G protein-coupled receptor signaling pathway
Cellular component (GO): cytoplasm; plasma membrane
Molecular function (GO): G protein-coupled receptor activity
Source: RefSeq, a predicted model, not a curated record